GAAUAACAUUACAAACCUAAUAAAUUUUAUCAUAUAUCAACAUUUCAAGUUUAAAUUGUGUACAUACAUGUAGAACUAGGUAGCUACAAUUAAUAAAACUUUUCUGUACUAUGUGUGUGCAUAUGUAUGUGUGAGAUGCAUUCAUUAUUUAUUUGUUUAUAUAUAGCUGCACUUCUUCUGGGUUCACCAUAUAUUCCAUCUCUCUCUCUCUCUCUGCUCUUUUCUCUAUAGUGUACUAUAGCUAGAACCAGCUGUACCUUUCUCUCUCUCUAAAUUAGGAAAGAGAGAGUAUAUAUACAUAUAUAUAUAUAUACACAAAAAAAUAGCUCUCUCUAGCAACUACCACCACAGCUGCCACAACUUGUAGUAGUUGUGUACUAAUGCAGCAAUCCUUUCUCUAUACAUAUAUUAAUUAAUCCAUUUUCAUUUUCAUAUAUUUAUUAAUUCUUAUCUCAUCACAUCACAUAAUUAUUAUAUAACUAACUUCUUUGCCUACUUAUACAUAUAUAUAAGUACUAGACCCUCAAUCAAUACACACACUACCACUUUUCUCUCAUCUCAUCUCUUUAAAUAUAAUAAUAAAGAAAAAGAAAACAAAAAUUAUUAGAGAAUAUGGUAGUAGUUGCUGUUGUUAGAAAUGUUAUAGCAUUAUUACUAGUAGCAGAACUGUGUUUUAGUUCUUAUAAUAAAUUAGUAUUAGCAAGUAAUAAUAAUAAUAAUAAUAAUGAAAGAGAAUUGGAUGGAAUCUGGGGUGGUCUUCCUGGUCAACCCAAAGUGGAAUUUUCUCAGUUUUCUGGGUAUGUUACAGUCAACCAAAAAAGUGGUAGAGCUCUCUUCUAUUGGCUUACUCAAGCUGCUUCCUCUCCUCAUCGAAAACCUCUUGUUCUUUGGCUCAAUGGAGGACCAGGAUGCUCCUCAAUAGGAUAUGGAGCAUCAGAAGAGAUUGGACCAUUUCGUAUUAACAAAACUACUUCAUCUCUUUAUCUUAAUAAAUAUUCUUGGAAUAGAGAAGCAAAUCUUCUAUUUCUUGAAUCACCUGCCGGUGUUGGAUUCUCCUAUACAAAUACAAGCUCUGACCUUGAAAACUCCGGUGACAAAAGAACAGCUGAGGAUGCUCUAGUUUUCUUACUUAGAUGGAUGUCAAGAUUUCCAGAAUAUAAAUAUAGAGAAUUCUAUAUUGCUGGAGAGAGUUAUGCAGGGCAUUAUGUUCCGCAGUUGGCAAAGAUGAUCGUCGAUUACAAUAAAGCACACUCUAACUCCAUCAUUAAUCUUAAAGGCUUCAUCGUAGGAAAUGCAGUUACAGACAAUUACUACGAUAGCAUUGGAACAGUUACAUAUUGGUGGAGUCACGCCAUGAUAUCAGAUAAAACAUACAACUCCAUUCUCCACCACUGCAAUUUCAGCUCCGAUACGGCCUCAAACGCAUGCGACGACGUCGUUUACUACGCCAUGAACCACGAGUUCGGCGACAUCGACCAGUACAACAUAUACACACCCACUUGCGCCAACUAUUCUUCUUCUUCUAAUAAUAAUAAUAAUAAACAUUAUUUAAGGCUGAAAAACAGUCUUCUUCGGCGGAGGUUUUCGGGGUACGAUCCAUGCACAGAAGGCUAUGCCGAAAAGUAUUACAAUAGGAAGGAUGUUCAACGAGCCAUGCAUGCUAACACUACUCGAAUUCCCUAUAAAUGGACUGCUUGCAGUGAUGUUCUGAUCAAGAAUUGGAAAGAUUCUGAAAAUUCAGUUUUGCCCACGUACAAGUACUUGAUUGCAGCUGGCCUAAGGAUAUGGGUUUUCAGUGGAGACACAGAUUCAGUGGUUCCAGUCACUGCCACUAGGUUCUCUCUCAGUCAUCUUAACCUCACCACAAAAACUAGGUGGUAUCCAUGGUAUACAGGAGGACAGGUUGGAGGAUGGACAGAGGUUUACAAGGGACUAACUUUUGCAACAGUCAGAGGAGCUGGCCAUGAGGUUCCACUCUUUCAACCGAAACGAGCUUUCGUUCUCUUCAAAUCGUUUUUGGCUGGGAAAGAAUUGCCUAAAUCUUGACAGUGGAAGAGUUUCAACAAGAAGGGUUCAUAGGUUUGAAAGAGAUGACCAUAAAAAUGAAGCAAGUUAGAUAUAGGGACCAUUCAUUCAAGUUCAGUAAUGAUAUUCUCAUGUAAUUUGAUUCUGUCUUGUAUAUUCUGGUAAAUUGGGAAUGCAAGAUAGAAAUUUAAACUAAAAAUUAUUCAAUGCAAGACAUUUUCCAAUCACCAAAUAAA
This is a messenger RNA of Cannabis sativa, 2261 nucleotides long. Its product is annotated as serine carboxypeptidase 24. NCBI's taxonomy places the organism in Eukaryota, Viridiplantae, Streptophyta, Magnoliopsida, Rosales, Cannabaceae. The record is from RefSeq and is a predicted model, not a curated record. Bases 613 to 2046 code for a protein of 477 amino acids. Gene Ontology annotation, biological process: brassinosteroid mediated signaling pathway; proteolysis. Gene Ontology annotation, molecular function: serine-type carboxypeptidase activity. The transcript has 9 exons. Gene Ontology annotation, cellular component: vacuole.